Kockovaella imperatae is the source of this 2735-nucleotide messenger RNA. RefSeq names its product nucleolar protein 14. The record is from RefSeq and is a predicted model, not a curated record. Gene Ontology annotation, cellular component: Noc4p-Nop14p complex; small-subunit processome; nucleolus. NCBI's taxonomy places the organism in Eukaryota, Fungi, Basidiomycota, Tremellomycetes, Tremellales, Cuniculitremaceae. The transcript has 7 exons. Bases 30 to 2723 code for a protein of 897 amino acids. Gene Ontology annotation, biological process: maturation of SSU-rRNA.
GUAUCUUUCAUUCACCCAAUCCUUCAACGAUGCCGGCGUCACAGCUCACGCAGCUCAAGUCGGCACUGUCUACAGCUGGUCUGAAUCGUAAAUCAACCUCUAAGAAGGAUAAAAAGGCUUUCAAAAAGGGUGGAUCGCGAGAAACAGACAGAGCAAAGACUUUGGCUAGGCUGGAAAGCAUUCAGAAGAGCUUGAACAAGUUUGAUGAACUGGAGACAAGGUCCAAAUAUGAUGUUGGUGGCAGGAAUAUCAAGGGAGUUACUGGGAGACCCAGCGCCAGCAAGCAAGCGGGACUAGAGCAGCGUCGAAAGACUCUGCUUCCCGAGCAUCAGCAGCGUGGUCAUCGGGGAACUUUUCGGGAUCGUAGAUUCGGAGAAUCGGAUCCGACCAUGUCAGUUGAGGAUCGGAUGCUGGAGAGGUAUACGAGGGAACGGCAACGUGGUCAAGGUAGAAAGGGGAUCUUCAAUUUGGAAGACGAUGAUGCGGACCCCUUUGAUGAUCUUGGUGACGGAAAUGCCCUCGGAGGCCUGACUCACGGUGGAAGAAGCGUUUCAGAUCUGCAGGGCGACGAUUUUGAGAUUCAGGGAUUGGGCAGUGGAGAUGAGAACGAGGAGAUGCAACCUCGAAGGAUAGAUCGUGGACCUCGGAGAGACGAGGAUGCUGAGGAUGAGGAGCCUGAGCGGAAAAGGACAAAGGCCGAGAUCAUGUCUGAGGUCAUUGCCAAGAGCAAGUCCUACAAGCUCGAGAGACAACAGCAAAAGGAACAAGAUACCGAUCUGCGAAAUGAGCUUGACGAGGACAUUGACGAUCUCCGCGAAUUACUACAGCAGGAAGCACCUGAGGCGGGACCUUCGAGACCGCGACCACUUUCAACAUCCCAAGCUGCUCCUGAUACAGAGUACGAUCAGUUCGUGAGGACCUUGGCAUUUGAUGCUCGAUCAAAGCCGAAAAACCGGACGAAGACAGAGGAGGAGACGGCUGCGGAAGAGGCUGAGACUUUGCGAAAGGCAGAAGCCAGGAGGCUCAAACGAAUGCGUGGAGAGGAUGAUGAUGAAGGAGAUGAUAAUGACGCUAAGCAGAAGAGACGAGGAGAAGGUGACGAUCUUGAUGACGAUUUCAUGGACGAUGACGAGCUCCUGGGACCGGGAUUGACACGAGAAGCCAUCGAGGACAUGGAGCUUCAAGGUUCUGGUACCAACGAAGACGAAAGUGACGAAGAGGACGAUUCGGCGGCACAGGAGCUCGGCAACGAAGAGGACGAAGGCGAUUCAGAUGAGGACGACGAUGAUCCUGAGGAUAUUGGAGCCUCGGACAUGAGUGACCUCGACGAAACAGGAGAAAGCGGUGAAGGGCAGCCCAAGAGCCUCGUGGCGACUCGCACCGUCAAGCGAAAGUCUAAAAAGAGGUCAUCAGAGGUCCCAUUCACCUUUCCAUGUCCGGCAACAGUGGAAGAAUUGGAGGACAUUAUGGACGCACUCGAUGAUUCCGCUCUGGCCACUGUCGUCCACCGCAUCCGAGCGUGUCAUCACCCCAGUCUAGGCGAAGGUAACAAGGGCAAAUUGCAAACCUUCUUCGGCGUAAUCAUUGAUUACACUCUACUCCUGGCUGCACAGACACCGCCGGCUUUCAAGUCAAUAGAGUCGCUGAUGCCUCACAUCAUCGGUCUCUUGAAGCUCAACCCCGUUACAGCUGCUCAUCACCUUGUCGCAAAACUUGAUCUCAUGCACAAGAAUCUCGUUCAGGGCCUGGCGAAGGGUGCUGAAUCCUCGGAUGCCAAAACAUGGCCAGGCGUCCCAGAGUUGGUCCUGCUUCGGGUGAUUGGAACGGUCUGGUCGACGAGUGACUUCUCCCACCCUGUUGUAGCACCUGCCAUGCUGCUCAUGGGGCAGUACUUGUCCCAAUCACGAAUACGGCAAAUCAGUGACGUCUCUUCAGGACUGUUCCUCUGCACAAUUAUCGCACAGUACGAGAGCCUAUCGAAGCGACACGUGCCGGAAGUUUGCAAUUUCUUGUCCUCAUCGCUGCAGUCAUUGUUUCCCCGGAAGAAAUCUGCAGCUGUUCCGCUCGCUGUCACCAGACCGAGCUUGCGAAUCUCGGAGCCUUCGGAGAUCGAGGUCGUUCCAGAGACAGAUCUUGCCCGCCUUCUUUGGGACACGGGAGAGGGAGCCAAGGUAGCAGCGGCAGCCUUGACACUGCGGCUGGUCAUUGCUUUUGCCGAGCUCAACGCAGGAUCCUUGGCCUUUAUCGAGGCCUAUGAUCCCAUCAGUCGCCAGCUAGCUUCGUGCAAGGUUUCCAAGCUUUCUGAAAGUCUUCAAAAACUGCAUCGAGACACACUCGCAUCGCUUACUCGCAUGCUCGACUUCGCCCGGUCAAGUCGCCAACCACUCUCGCUUCAAGCUCAUAAGCCCAUCCCGAUCGCUUCGUUUGCUCCCAAAUUCGAAGACGACUUUGCUCCAGGUCGACAUUAUGAUCCUGAUGUGGAGCGCAAUGCCUCGAAAAAGGUCAAGGCGCUGUACAAGAAGGAACGUAGCGGUGCCAUUCGCGAGUUGCGCAAGGACAACCGCUUCUUGGCUGGCGAGAAGGCACGAGAGCAAGCCGAGAAAGACCGCGACUAUAAUGCUAGAAUGCGCAAAGUGGAGGGGUCGAUCACCUUUGAGCGAGCAGAAGAGAAGGAGAUGGAGAGGGAAAAGGCACGAGAGAAGCGCAGAGCCGGAAGAAAGUAAAUGCAAUGGAAU